This is a messenger RNA of Pipistrellus nathusii (Nathusius's pipistrelle), 4995 nucleotides long. NCBI's taxonomy places the organism in Eukaryota, Metazoa, Chordata, Mammalia, Chiroptera, Vespertilionidae. The record is from the annotation of a GenBank genome assembly.
AUGGAGAAGUUUCAGGCUGCGAUGCUGCUGGGGAGUGUCGGGGACGCUCUGGGCUACAGAAACGCCCGCAAGGAGAACAGUGCCACCGGCACGAAGAUCCAGGAGGACCUGCAGAAACUCGGGGGGCUGGACCACCUGGUGCUCUCCCCGGAGAAGUGGCCUGUGAGUGACAACACCAUCAUGCACCUGGCGACGGCCAGGGCCCUCACCACAGACUACUGGUGCCUGGACGACCUGUACCGGGAGAUGGUGAAGCACUACGUGGAGGUGCUCGAGAAGCUUCCAGAACAUCGAGCAGACCCCGCUACCCUUGACGGCUGCUCAGCGCUGAAGCCGGAUAACUAUCUCCUGGCCUGGCACACGCCUUUCAAUGAGAAGGGCUCGGGGUUUGGAGCUGCCACCAAAGCGAUGUGCAUUGGCUUGCGGUACUGGAAGCCCGAGCGGCUGGGGACCCUGAUCGAAGUCAGCAUCGAGUGCGGCAGGAUGACGCACAACCACCCCACAGGCUUCCUAGGGGCCCUGUGCACAGCCCUGUUUGCAUCUUACGCCAUACAAGGCAAGCCGCUGGAGCAGUGGGGGAGAGACAUGAUGAAGACGGUCCCACUGGCUGAAGAAUACUGUAAGAAGACCAUCCGGCACCUGGCAGAGUACCAGGAGCACUGGUUUUACUUUGAAGCUAAAUGGCAGUUUUACUUGGAGGAGAGAAAGCUCAGUGAAGACAGCGGCGGUAAAGCCGCCUUCCCUGACCGUUACGACGCAGAGGAGAGGGACAAGACCUACAAGAAAUGGAGCUCAGAAGGCCGAGGCGGGCGGCGGGGCCACGAUGCCCCCAUGAUUGCCUACGAUGCUCUCUUAGGAGCCGGGAACAACUGGACGGAGCUCUGCCACCGGGCCAUGCUUCACGGAGGUGAGAGUGGGGCCACAGGGACCAUCGCGGGCUGCCUGUUUGGACUGCUCCACGGCCUGGACACCGUGCCCGCAGGCCUGCACCAGGAGCUGGAGCACAGGGCAGAGCUGCUGCGCCUGGGCGAGGCGCUCCACCGCCUGUCCACGGAGGAGAACCCCAAGAGUGCCAAGAUCUGCAGCAGUAACACACCUUUUGAUGCCCAAGCCCUGAAGAAAAAGCUCAGCAAGGCGACCUGCGACCCCGCGGUCCACACCAUCCUCAGAAGCCUGCUGCUCUACGUCACCCACCGUGGGGAUGGGCCCCAGGCGCUGCCUCCCGCCAAGAGGGCAGAGCGCAGAGACAGCCAGGGGGGCUGGAAGCCGGAGCCCCAAGAUGCCAGCCUGCGGCCCACGCGCUUCCAGCUCCUGCAGGCCAAGUUCAUGGGCCCUGGCCGGGAGCCCUGGCUCAACAAGACCCGGGAGGUGGGCAGGCUGAUCAUCAAGGACAAGCAAGGCCCCGGCAGGAGCGUGGUGGCUGCCACCAUCAACACGCUCCUGGAGAAGACCAGGGAGGGGGCCGGCAGUUCCGCGAGGGGCCAGGAGCCCCUCUGUGGCGGCGAUAAGCCCCGGUGGGGCCUGCCCGCCGGGAGGAACACCGUGAAAAACAUCCUGAAGAAGUUCCUGGCCGCGGAGGAGAAGGAGGCGGAGGAGAAGAGGCUCCGAGAGCAGCCUCCCGCGCAGCAGCAGCCCAGGGCUGCCCGGGGCCUCCUGCCCAAGAUCGUGGGCAGAAAGGGCUCGGUCCUGGCCAAGCUGCGGGAGAGGUUUGAGCAGAGCGGGGGCCUCUGCUCGGAGGCCGGCGUGCUGCGGCUCCGCACGGAGGAGCGGAAGAAGAAGGACCUCCAGAGGAAGAAGACGCACCGGCCGGAGGCCCGCGUGCUCUGCACGGCCACCGUGGCCAGCUCCUGCAUCCGGAUGCCCCCCGCCCGCUUCCUGGCCUGCUCGGCCGAGCCCGUGCCAGCCUUCAGCAUCGCCGCCAUCGUCUGCGGCCCCCAGAGCUGGCUGUCCCACUGCGCCAAGAUCAGACACUCGGAGCUGAGGCGCAUGCCCCCAAAGGACACCGGCAGGCCCCCCGAUGCGGGGGAGAGGGUGCCUGAUGGGAACCAAACACCAGGAGAGGAACUGCUGGCUGGGAGGCCCCCGCAGGCCUUGGCAGGGCAGGCCAUGGCUCCCAGCCUGCAAGCAGCCGCCCAGAGGGCAGGGCCUGAGAGCUUCCCUGAGCCCGUCCCCUCGCCCGCCUCCCCGAGCCGGGAAGCCCCUCCUGGCCUGGAACCCAAGCUCUCCUGGCUCACACCAGCCAGCCCAGGGCACGCCAGUGUGUCGGGAGGUGACAGGACGGAGGGCCUCCCAGCAGGGAUCACCUCAGAUGACACCCAGGGGGCAGAGGGGCCCAGGGCAGGCCCCCGCCCUGCACCCCCAGGGGAGAUGGCCGAGCAGGCCCCGCAGGUGGACCUCAUGGUUUGCAGCUCAGAGGACGAACUGACGGAAAGAGUCAUUUCAGACUCAGAGCAAGACCCUCUCUUCGCCGUCCAGGAGACUUUUCCGGAACAGCCAGUCCCAGGGCAGAUCCCGCCGCUCAGCGUGCCGGCCGCCCAGGCCGCCCGGCGCACCCAGUGGGCCUGCGAGCCUCCACAGAUCACCGUGCGGCUCCCGGUGGUCCACGAAAUGCCACUGCCUCCCACGGCGCUGCAGGCGGUAGCUGGUCACGCAGCCCCACCUUCUCUGUUGCCGGGAGGGGAGGGCGAGGUUGGACAGGCACCCGCGCUCCUUCCCACCACGACAGAGAGGAAAAGCCCCGAGGUGGCCCCGGUGGGAGCCAGCAAGCCUGCGGGGACGCACGGGGGACUCAGCACCCUUUCUUGGCGGGACUCCUGGGCACACCUGGCUCUCCCGCCCCUAAGGGGUGCUGCCAGCACUGACGGGGACACCCCAGAGGCAGCUCCAAUGCUGAAACCUCCGACGAGUCCUGCCGACGGAAAGGAAGACUGUGGGAGUUCAAACCAACUCCAGGACCACACGUGUAUUUCAGGACAGGAAGUUUCUGAGCUCAGGUACGAGAAGCAUCUGCUGUCGGAAUCAGGGGAAAUGCCAGUCCGUGACGAGGGCAACCCAGCCCAUCCCUCCACAGCCUCGGGGAAUCGUCCCAGGGGCAACGGCCGCUCUGCCCUGUGUGGUCAGCACGUGCCACCUCCCCAUGAGGGAGACUCAACAGACGCCCCAACUCUGCUGGCGGCACCGGCCGAGGGCUGGGCCAGGUCUGAGCCUGUGACCACCGUGGGUCAGAACGUCCUGCGUGAGCAGGCAGAACACGGGGGGCCACCACUGACUGAGUCCACUCAGCCCCUGCUGAUGGCCGACGGGGGCGCCAGCCAGGACGUUGGUGAGAACAGGCCAACCUCCUUACAUGAAGGCCCCACACCCAGGACCAAAGCCCCCGGGCGAGGGGCAGCCACAGGGGUCACUGAGAGUCACACAGCGCCAGCACCGAGGAACACUGUGGACCCCGAAAUCAGGUCUCCUGAACCGGGGAGCCCUGAGCACAAGAGAGAAUCUGGCUCCUCACCAACAGGUCACAGUCUUGUAACAGAGGAUGGAGGCCAUGCCCCCAACAGCCACCUCUGCUUGGCACCAGGAGGGCCCUGGAGGCCGCCCAGCGGCAGAGCCGCAGAGGGCCUCGGCUGCGGAGACUCAGGGCAGCGCCUGCCCGGGACCUCGGAAUCACUGCCCGCGCCCCCACAGACGGCUGCGAGCCCCCCAUUCACGCCCGAUGAACCUGGCUUGGGGGUUUCAAAGGAAUGGGCAGCCAACAAAGUGAAUGCCGCAGCAGGAAGCGGAAACGCUGCGGCUGCUCCAGCCGGUCCUCGGGGGAGUAGCACGAAGUCUGCGGCUCCACCCUCACAUGGCCCCGCACCGCAGGGAGGUGGCGUAGAGGGGCCUCCGCGCCACGGUUUGGACGGGCCCCCAGCGCCUUCUGAGGGGCAGCGGGCCGGGGAUGAGGAGCAUGUCGUGUCUGAAAAACGCCUUCCUCUGGCUGCUGGGGUUUCCCCUCCGUUCCCCUCAGUGCCACCGACAGGAGCAGAAGGGGGGCCCCGGACGUGUCCCAGCCUCCAGGCACACCUGCCGCCUGCAUCCCGCAUACAAGCUGGUGUCCGGCUGGACAGAGAGGUCAGAGAGGGGCCAGGGUCACAGGCAGGCCUGGGGGGUGGAGAGGAGGGAGUCUCAGGGCCUGUGGGGCCUAAGGGUCCUGGUCAGAAGGACGUUGUUCCUUUGGACCCAGGGAAAAUCAAGGUUGGAGAGAGGCCAGGGCCACAGGCAGGCCUGGGGGGUGGGGAGGAGAGGGUGCCAGGGCCUGUGGGGCUGAAGGGUCCUGGUCAGAAGGGAGUCCCUCCUCCAAACCAGAAGACCCCCGUGCGUGGCUCUGAAGAGGUGCAGACACAGCCCCAGGAUGACGAGGUGGGCAGUGACAGGGCGACCCCUGAUGUGGAGACCCCUUGCCCACACGCUGAGAAAGGUCCAGAUCGCCCCCCAGGGCAGUGGGUGCAGGCCGUCGAGGACCCCUCAGGGCAACACGGCGUCCACACUGAGGAGCGGCAGGGGCGCCUGGCACAGGCCCAGGCCGGCAGGAUGGCACCCCACCACUCGGUGCAGCCCACAGGCAACUCAUUGGCUGUGGCACCUGCACCUACCACAGGUGCACGUGGGCAGUCCCCGAGGCCAGCCCCCACGGGUGGCCAGGGGCCACCUGGAGUGCCACAGGAGGCGGAAGAACACCGUCUGCAGGCGGCCAAGAGCCAGACGCCCGCCCGACCCGAGCCAGCGCAAGGCUCUGCUACAGUGCCCACGCCCAAGGCUGGGGGCGGCCAGGCGCCCGACGCCCCAGUCCAGGAGGGGCCCCCAGACAUCUCCUGGGCAGGAAGGAGCGCACUGGACCGCGAGCAUCAGAGAAGGUUUGCAAAGUACAAAGCCCAAAGCUUCGGCGACCAGAGGUCCUUUGACUUGUCCUUUAGAGCCAAGGUUAUCAAGGCCAAUGACACGUUCGAACUUCCAAAGUGA